UAUUGUGUGUGUACCUCUGUUGAGAGUGUGUGUGCGAGAGUCUGUGUGUUACGAAUGUGUGUGUGAAUCAGUCUGCGAGUGUGUGUAUGACUGCGUGAGUGAGCGUUUGUGUGGUGAGUUUGUGUGUGGUGUGUGUGUGUGUGUGCGCGGUGGUGAGUGAGUGUGAGCUGAUCCAGAUUCGGGCCGACUCUGCCUCGUUACUCCGUGUCCGUCCCUCGGGACCCCGGGACGGACCAAUCCCCUUCCCUCACUGCCUGCCUGACAUUGCGCGCACUCUGUUUUAAUGAGACACUUUAAAUAUUAACAUGAACGCCUCUCUCCUUCCCCGCAGGCCCGCUGUUAACCCUUUGCUCUCCCCUUGAGGGGCUCCAACCGACCCCCCAGAGGCGGGGAUAGCGCCGAGAUUGAGCGUCGGUGAGACAGGCGGCCGCUCGGCCCCUCGGCGCCGUGCUAACGCUGGCGCCCCAAGCCCGGGUUUGCAUCGGUUCGGCGCGGAGCUCCGAUGGAGAACGCGGUGGUCAGAGGCGUCUAUCUCCUUCUCGCUCUCUCCGGGCUGCUCCCGGGACCCGUUUGCGGUCAGGAGAAGACGCGCUCCCAGGCAGAGGAGAGACUCUUCAAGCACCUCUUCUCCGGCUACAACCGCUGGUCCAGACCUGUUCCAAACAGCUCAGAUGCUGUCAUCGUGAACUUUGGCCUCUCCAUUGCCCAGCUCAUCGACGUGGAUGAGAAGAACCAGAUGAUGACGACCAACGUCUGGCUCAAGCAGGAAUGGUUUGAUUACAAACUCACGUGGGAUCCUGCGGAGUUCGAUAACGUUACCUCAAUCCGUGUCCCGUCUGAGAUGAUCUGGAUACCUGACAUCGUUCUUUACAACAAUGCGGACGGCGAGUUUGCUGUGACACACAUGACCAAGGCUCACCUCUUCUCGGCCGGUAGGGUCCAGUGGGUGCCCCCCGCCAUCUACAAGAGUUCCUGCAGCAUCGACGUCACCUUCUUCCCCUUCGACCAGCAGAACUGCAGGAUGAAGUUUGGCUCCUGGACCCACGACAAGUCCAAGAUCGACCUGCGGUCCAUGGACAGGAACGUGGACCUGAAGGACUACUGGGAGAGUGGUGAAUGGGCCAUCGUCAAUGCCGUGGGCACCUACAACACCAAGAAGUACGACUGCUGCUAUGAGGUGUAUGUUGACAUCACGUACUCCUUCAUCAUCAGGAGGCUGCCGCUCUUCUACACCAUCAACCUCAUCAUCCCCUGCCUCCUCAUCUCCUGCCUGACCGUCCUGGUCUUCUACCUGCCGUCGGGUUGCGGGGAGAAGAUUACCCUUUGUAUCUCCGUCCUGCUGUCGCUCACCGUCUUCCUGCUGCUGAUCACGGAGAUCAUCCCCUCCACCUCCCUGGUCAUCCCCCUCAUCGGCGAGUACCUGCUCUUCACCAUGAUCUUCGUCACCCUCUCCAUCGUCAUUACCGUCUUCGUCCUCAAUGUCCACCACCGCUCUCCCAACACCCACAAGAUGCCGCGGUGGGUGCGCAGGGUGUUCCUGGACCUUGUUCCCCGCUGGCUCUUCAUGAGGAGACCUGGGCGUCAGGUGGAGACCUUUGUCAACCACCACAGCCUGUUGGAGCUGCCGCUGGGGCCCCGGCAGGGCUGCCCUCAGGCCCAGCCCAGGGACUCCAGUGCCGGCCUGGCCCUGUGCCACACCAGGCCGGCGCUGGGCACGCAUGGCCACCUCUGCCAGGGCCGCCCAGAGCCCGGCAAGUGCCCAGGAGGGAGAGCCAAUCACAGCUGGAGAGGCAGCCCCAGCGAGGGUGCUGAGGUCGAGUCCAACCCGCUGCUGUCUGCCAGCAUCAUCCGGGCACUGGAGGGGGUGAACUACAUCGCCAACCACCUGCGAGCGGAGGACGCCGACUUCUCGGUCAAAGAAGAUUGGAAGUAUGUUGCCAUGGUGAUUGACCGAAUCUUUCUCUGGAUAUUCAUCAUUGUUUGCCUGUUGGGAACCUUUGGACUCUUCCUGCCUCCGUGGUUGGCUGGAAUGAUUUGAAGGUGGGAAGACAACACACUCCAACCGACCCUGCCUACCGCUGACCCAGGUCUCCAGGGCAGAGGGUACCUCGAGCCCCACACACUGAACCCCAGCACCACUCUCUGCACCCAACCGUCAUCAAUAAUGCAUUUUGAUGGAACCAGAUAUUAAUAAAAGUUCAAAUUUGAACAUUGUGGAUUUGCAGUUCAAUAAAGCUCCCAUCAGCAGC
Messenger RNA from Pristis pectinata (smalltooth sawfish), 2249 nucleotides. It is a transcript of the gene chrna2b, whose product is annotated as cholinergic receptor, nicotinic, alpha 2b (neuronal). NCBI's taxonomy places the organism in Eukaryota, Metazoa, Chordata, Chondrichthyes, Rhinopristiformes, Pristidae. The transcript is spliced from 6 exons. Gene Ontology annotation, cellular component: neuron projection; synapse; postsynaptic membrane. Bases 503 to 2038 code for a protein of 511 amino acids. Gene Ontology annotation, biological process: nervous system process; chemical synaptic transmission; signal transduction. Gene Ontology annotation, molecular function: acetylcholine-gated monoatomic cation-selective channel activity; transmembrane signaling receptor activity. The record is from RefSeq and is a predicted model, not a curated record.